This is a messenger RNA of Crotalus tigris (Tiger rattlesnake), 962 nucleotides long. It is a transcript of the gene RAC2, whose product is annotated as Rac family small GTPase 2. The transcript is spliced from 7 exons. Lineage: Eukaryota; Metazoa; Chordata; Lepidosauria; Squamata; Viperidae. Gene Ontology annotation, biological process: small GTPase-mediated signal transduction. Bases 122 to 700 code for a protein of 192 amino acids. Gene Ontology annotation, molecular function: GTPase activity; GTP binding. The record is from RefSeq and is a predicted model, not a curated record.
UGCUGUUAAUUCAGCUUCAGUUUUGACAUAUCUAUAGAAGACUUUCCACCAUCAACAUUUGUUGAGCUGCUUCGUUGCUCAAGAGGCUUCCUGAACUCCACAGCACUGCUAGGCCGGAGACAUGCAAGCCAUCAAAUGUGUGGUGGUAGGAGAUGGAGCUGUAGGUAAAACUUGUCUCCUGAUCAGCUACACCACCAAUGCAUUUCCAGGAGAAUAUAUUCCUACUGUCUUUGAUAACUAUUCUGCCAAUGUGAUGGUUGAUAGCAAACCUGUAAACCUGGGAUUAUGGGAUACAGCUGGCCAGGAAGAUUAUGACCGCUUGAGGCCUCUCUCCUAUCCACAGACUGAUGUGUUUCUCAUCUGCUUCUCUCUGGUCAGCCCUGCAUCUUAUGAAAACGUUCGUGCUAAGUGGUUCCCUGAAGUACGACAUCACUGCCCUAGCACUCCAAUGAUCCUGGUGGGCACAAAGUUGGAUCUCCGGGAUGACAAAGAUACUAUUGAGAAGCUGAAGGAAAAGAAGCUGGCCCCUAUUACAUACCCACAAGGUCUUGCCCUAGCCAAAGAGAUUGAUGCAGUAAAGUACCUUGAAUGUUCAGCACUCACCCAGCGUGGCCUGAAAACAGUGUUUGAUGAGGCCAUUCGAGCAGUUCUCUGUCCACAACCUACAAAGACAAAGAAAAGGAGGUGCAAUAUCCUUUAGGGAAUCUGGAUUCUGGCCCUUCAGCCCACAGACCUUUGAAGAGGGGAAUGAAGAAAGAGAAUUUUAGAGGCUGCUGGAUUUUUAAUCUUGUUUCACUAUGAAUAGCCCACAACUAGCUAUUUGUUAAAAAAAAUCUGAAUGUAUGCAUUACUUUAUUCUUAAUAAGAUGCAUUACAGUAUAAAUUCCUUUCUCUCUCUCUCUUUCUCUAGACCUAAUUUGUGGCUACUGCUUAAAAAAAUAAAAUGCAGUCAUGGCAAUAUA